Messenger RNA from Gambusia affinis (western mosquitofish), 4237 nucleotides. RefSeq names its product neuronal pentraxin receptor b (gene nptxrb). The coding region runs from base 602 to 2386 and encodes 594 amino acids. Lineage: Eukaryota; Metazoa; Chordata; Actinopteri; Cyprinodontiformes; Poeciliidae. The transcript is spliced from 5 exons. The record is from RefSeq and is a predicted model, not a curated record.
AAAAAAAAAAAAUGGUUUUCUUUCUAAAACUAAAACAACCAACUCAGAUGAACAUUACAUUCCACGUCCACAUCCAGCGUUUUGCUGUUUUUCUUCCAGCGCCCUUUCAGUAACAGAUACACGCGGCGAGGCGCGCGCUCUCACAAGCUCGCGCACCCACAGAUCCAUCACGGCCUUGUUUGUUUCGCGCAGCUUCUGCUGGAGGCUCACCUCUACUCUCACCAGUCACGCUCCUCCUCCAGCAGCCGUCCUCAUGGCAACGCACGCACUGAGGAGAGAGCAGCUUAGCAACGCAGAGACGGAAAGCAUCCCCGCAGGUCGAGACAGCGCGGUGCCAUCGAUACCACACUCAAGAAGGAGGAACGAAAGACAGGACGCAGCAGCGCUUCUGGAUUCAGCUGAAGUCGACGUAAGCGUCGUGUUUUCUCCUGAUAAAAAAAAACGACACCUCUUGUUUUUGUUAGCACUUACUGGAUUUGUCGUGAUUGUAAGGCUCUUUACGUGUAGCGCGUGUCCUCACUGCUGGUUGCGGUGCGGAGUGAUGCUGCAUGUUUGUGAAGCGGAUUGAUGGGAUUUGUUUUCCUCGGCUUUCACAGGCGUGAUGAAGUUCGUGGUGGUGCUGGUGGGAGCGGGCUCUCUCGCCUUCCUCGGCGCGGUCAUCUGCAUCAUCGCCAGCGUUUAUCCCCGAAAGCGCGGCGUGACCGCCGGCGAUAACGGCACCAUGACCUCGGAGGCGCUGAUCCAGCCUCUGGAGUCCGGGUCUGUGGCUCACGCCGGGCCGCUGGGAGCUCUGCACGGCCCGGGGUCUUACGAAGUGGACAACGGGCUGGGCGGCAUCGACCUGGAGGUCCCCACGCUGAACGAGAUGAAUCUGGGGAAGGAGACGGCAGGCGGGUCGGCAAAGCAGUACAGCUUCAGUCGGCUGAUUUGUACUCCUCUACCUGUUGGGGAGUGUAAAACCAAAGAUCUGAGGCAGAAACGGGAGCAGAAGCAGCAGCAGGCGGAUGAGCCUCGGUACGGGAACGGGGGAGACGAAGACCUCCGGACGACGGCGGAGAACCUCCGACAGAUGGUCUUACAGCAGAACGACCAAAUCCUCAUGGACCAGCGGACCAUCAGAGAGCUGACGGGAAAGCUGAGUGAGUGUGAGAGUGGCCUGGAGGACGAGAGGACCACGCCGGCGCGGAGCGUCGGGGUGUGGAACGGGAACCGCCGCGUCAUGGCCGGGGACGAUGUGAGCUCUACCUCGGCGGCGCAGCUGCAGACGGCCCGGGCGGUGGAGGAGCUGGCCAGGGCCAUUAUGGAUCUGAAGGACCGGAUUGAAAAACUAGAGGCGGAGAUCGGUCCCGGAGCCCUGAACCUCACAGAUUCAUCGGUCGUCGGUAGCAGCAGCAGCGGUAGCAACGGCAACACCCAGACCGGGGACACUGGUAGGACUCCGUCUUCGUCGGCCGGCGGUUCUCCGUCCCCAGCAGCGGGAGCUGGCCCGGGAAGCCGUCGUCCUGCUCCCCCGCACUCCCACGGCCCCAGGCCGACCUCUUCCAAAGGUUCCCCCGGCCGGGGAAAGAGCGUCUGGAGGGUGGAGGACCUCGAAGGGGAACUGGAGAGGAAGAUAAAACUGCUGAAGAAGGAGCGCCAGGGCAUGAGGAAGGAGACGCAAGAUCAGCACGAGAAGAUCGACAAGGGCAUCGACUCGGUCAACCAUCGCAUCAUGGAGCUGGAGCACACACUGACAGAGCCUUCGUUUCCCGACGGGUUCGUCCUCUCCUUCCCCAUGCGGACCAGCUACAUGCACGGCCUGGUGAGGAAAGAGAUAACCGAGAUGUACGCCUUCACAGCCUGUGUGUGGCUCAAGCCCAAAGAGGGGGGCAUCGGGACCCCCUUCUCGUACUCGGUGCCCGCGCAGCCCAACGAGCUGGUCCUGCUGCAGGGAGUCCACAAUCCUGUGGAGCUGCUCAUAAAUGACAAGGUGGCGCAGCUUCCUCUGUCCCUACCCCAGAAUGAGUGGCAGCACAUCUGCGUCAGCUGGACCCUGCGAGACGGGGUGUGGAAGGCCUACCAGGGGGGCAAGAUGAAGGGCAGAGGAGAGGGACUGGCUGCCUGGCAUCCCAUCAAGCCUGGAGGAGUCCUUAUACUGGGACAGGAGCAGGACACGCUGGGCGGGCGUUUCGACGCCUCCCAGGCUCUGGUUGGGGAGCUGUCCCAGUUCAACCUGUGGGACCGGGUGCUGAAGCCCGCCGAGGUGGCCGCUCUCGCCGACUGCAGUUCCUCGGCGCUGGGCAACAUCGCCCCCUGGACCGAUCAGGACAUAGACGUCUACAACGGCGCCACCAAAGAGUCUCUGGACCCGUGCCACGCCGCCCAGAGAUCCGGCCCCAAGCAGUGAACGCUUCACAGUGGGGGGGAGGGAGUAACCAGCCAAUCACGGCUCUGUUUGGCGGUCUACGUAGGAGUCCAUUCUGAUGUUUAAAGGUGUACCAAACCCGAGUUUAGAGUAUAUUUUGCUUCAAGGCGGGCGGGGAAACUUACUGGUCAACUGAACGGUUUGUGCUACCGAGCUGUAAAGAGUGGUGUAUUCGUUUUGUUCUUUGUGUUGGUGUACACGCACAUGUGGUUACUUCUGCAGCGAGAUGAAGCGCCUUCAGUCACAGAAUCGCUUGACAAGGCAGCACAGUGGAUCAGCUUCUGGCUUUUACAGUUUCAAUGAGGCCGUUACUUAUAGCAAAACUGCAUUUCCAUUGACCAUAUAAGUGCGCAAAAUGGAAAUCGCCCAAUGGAAACGAGAGGCAAUUUCGGUGAAACGUACGUUUUUCAGUAAAAGCGUUUUGAGACAGGAUGAGUUGCAAAAUUUCGCAAAACUACAGCAGGAACACGGUAGGUGGUAGGAGAACGAGUACGGCGUGUCUUUUUAUUGACUUAUUGUGUGAACAAACGUACUCGCGUGAUUUCAAUGCUGUUAUUUAUUUGACAACAACACAGCAAUUGCGAAAUUGUGUUUCUUUUCCCGACAAUUAGCCGAAAAUCGAGAAAUUUUUGCGCACGUUUGCAGUGGAAACGCAGCCGGAGACGCGCCUUGUCAUUUAACCUUAGGGGGCUGUAGGGGCAGAAGGUCUGAUGGCUUUGUCUGUGGUUAUGUUUUGUUAUGUUAUGUACGAAGCUGCAGUAUUUCUCAGACAGCACAGUGACGCCACGCUCUGUCUCCGCUCAGUUUAAAACACUUCAAAUGAAACCUGAGACGCUGUUGUGCUACUUUUUGACUUUUUCACUAAAAUUAUUUUAAAAAAGGGUUGUUGUUUUUUUUGUUGUUGUUGUGUUUUUUAAAUGUAUUUGAUUCUGUUGAGUAAUUGUGAUUUUGGAUUUUCUAUUGCGCACACCACGAUUGAGUAAAACGUUCGAUUCUAAAUGUGCAAGUGUAACGUCCUCUUGGUAAUGUUGCUCUGUUCUAGUCCGCGCUCCUGCUUCGCUGUAAGGAUGUCUCACACUUCACCGUCCCGCAGUUCGGGGGACGAAUUAAAAUCUGCUGCUGCACAACACGUAUAUCUCUUCUGACUUCUAAAAAUAAACACUUUGCCUCCCUGACUGCGCGUCGGACGCAAGCGGUUACGGCACGUUUGGUGAAACUGUGAUGCUCCCUGAAUGUAAACCAGAUGAAUGUCUGCAUGAGUGUUUCCUGUUUGUAAAAAAAAAAAAAGAAAAGAAAAAAAAGAUAAAGACAAACUUGCAAAUGAAUCAGAUUUUCCCAUUAGGAAAUAUUUCAGUAGGAAAUUAUAACCUCUCAGAGAAAAUGCUUAACGGAUUGAUUGGACUGAUUCUUGACUUAUGAAGAAAUCUGUUAUAUAAUUGGCUGUUAUGUGGAGAAAAAAAACAGCAAAAAUAAAAAAAACGCCUUUAUCUCAUGCCUUUAUCUAACUGAAGAAGAGAAAACAAGCAAAUAAACAGAAAAGAUGCUUUUGAAACGCUCCACACUUUUGUCCCCUAUUGUGUCUGAUUUUCUCAAUUUCUCAUUUCCACUGAUUUCACACUGUAACAGGAAAGUUGCAUAUUUCUCUUUUCCCCUGAAGUUGAAGUCACACAUAACCUGACAAAAUUAGAACAAUCAUUUUUUUCAGAUAAUAUUUUAAUUUAUUCAGAGGAAAAAAGAAAAUCUAUUGAAAACAACACGACCAAAUGACAGCUCUGCUUUUCCAGCCAAAAAAUAAUAAUAAUAAAAAAAUCCUCUGUUACGUUUUGUUCUGAA